GGUAGCAAAUGAACAGUUCACGGCAGCCUGCGCUCCCUAAAUCUCUCUCUAGGUUCAGGAAGCGCUGCCAGAAACCCAGAAUCUAACCCUAAACGAUGUCGUAUGCAUCUCGUUUCCUCACCCAUUCCAGAAAGAUAAGGAAUGCUUCCAAUGUUCUGCGAAGUGAGCCGGCAAUCCUGGUUCGGUGGUUUUCUGGAGGAACUUGUUCUUCGAUUGGUAAGGGAGAUGACCUUAUAGAGAUUCGAAGACGAGGUUUUAACUCUUCUACUGAUAGCCUACUGAGUGGGGUUCAUAGAGCUGUAGAUCCAAAUAUUUAUAUGGUUGGUUGGGUUAGAGGUUUCAAUGGGAACAUUUCAAGAAUGGCAAAGACAAUGGGCAUCCCAGUGGUUGGUUCCAUCAGCAACAAAAGGUUUUCAUGUUUGCAGAUGCACCUGAUAAGAGGUUUUGCAACAGAUGCAGGACUUCCUCCACACCAAGAGAUUGGUAUGCCUUCUCUCUCCCCUACAAUGACAGAGGGAAAUAUUGCGAGGUGGCUGAAGAAAGAGGGAGAUAAAAUUUCUCCUGGAGAAGUAUUGUGUGAAGUUGAAACGGAUAAAGCAACUGUUGAGAUGGAAUGCAUGGAGGAAGGAUAUCUUGCUAAGAUAGUACUUGGAGAUGGGGCAAAAGAGAUCAAAGUUGGGCAGGUGAUUGCUAUAACUGUUGAAGAAGAGGAUGAGAUUGCCAAAUUCAAGGAUUAUGAAGCUCCAAAAGGGGGUGCAGCUGAUGGGGGUAAAAAGUCAUCUGCUUCUCCUCCUCCCAUGAAAGAAGUGGCAGAGAAGCCUGCCAGUUCACCUCAGCCAAAUGUUUCAAAAGCUGUUGAAAGUUCCAAAGCAGGAGAUCGCAUUUUUUCCAGUCCUCUUGCAAAAAAGUUAGCUGAAGAUCACAAUGUUCCUCUUCAAAGCAUCAAAGGGACGGGUCCUGAUGGACGCAUUGUGAAGGCUGAUAUUGAAGAUUAUUUGGCUUCUUAUGGGAAGGAAGCCACAACACCAUUCUCUAAGGCAGCAACUUUAGAUUACACUGACCUUCCUCAUACUCAGAUAAGAAAGGUCACUGCUUCACGCUUGCUGCUAUCAAAGCAAACUAUUCCUCAUUAUUAUUUAACCGUGGACACUUGUGUUGACAAGCUGAUGGAAUUGCGGAGCCAGCUUAAUACACUCCAAGAAGCUUCAGGUGGCAAGCGGAUAUCUGUAAAUGAUCUUGUCAUAAAGGCUGCUGCUUUGGCUCUUCGCAAAGUUCCUCAGUGCAAUAGUUCCUGGACCAAUGAUUACAUCCGGCAGUACCACAAUGUGAACAUAAAUGUUGCUGUUCAGACCGACAAUGGGCUUUAUGUCCCAGUUGUCAGGGAUGCAGACAAGAAAGGAUUAUCUAAAAUUGCUGAAGAGAUCAAACAUUUAGCACAGAAGGCCAAAGAUAACAGCCUGAAAUCUGAAGACUAUGAGGGAGGCACCUUUACUGUUUCGAACUUGGGAGGACCAUUUGGAGUCAAACAAUUUUGUGCCAUAAUCAAUCCUCCCCAAUCUGGCAUCCUCGCAGUUGGGUCUGCUGAGAAGAGGGUAAUACCUGGUGUGGGUCCUGACCAAUUCAAGUAUGCUUCGUUCAUGCCUGUCACCUUGAGCUGUGAUCACCGUGUAAUUGAUGGUGCCAUUGGUGCUGAGUGGUUGAAAGCAUUCAAAGGCUAUAUUGAGAAUCCAGAGUCAAUGCUGCUCUAGAUACAUGGGUAUUUUUUUUUCAGAAAGUUCUUAUCAGCCAUCUCAUCAAUAACGGCCAUCAAAGUGAUCCAAACUGUUGUUUUCUUGAGUUCACAAUUGUUUGUAGCUUAGGUGCAACUCAGCACCUUUCUUCAUCCUUAAUGUUACUUUUAGGAUACAUGGUUGCAUGGAUAUAGGAUAAGAUUGGGGGUAUUGAGAAUAGAGUCUGCUGACAUCAAAAUUGUAUGAACCGAAUUUUGUUCAUUGUAGAGUCUAAAUAAUCCUCUUUGUGAAGAGAAUUCUACCUUCAAUCAAUAAUAAGCAUCUGGUUCUCCAAGAAUGGUGAUUUUGUAACUUAUCAAAGAAAUCCAAUGAUAACAGUAUCUGAGCUGCAGCUCUGAGGUUAAA
Vitis riparia (riverbank grape) is the source of this 2135-nucleotide messenger RNA. RefSeq names its product dihydrolipoyllysine-residue acetyltransferase component 3 of pyruvate dehydrogenase complex, mitochondrial-like. Gene Ontology annotation, cellular component: pyruvate dehydrogenase complex. Gene Ontology annotation, molecular function: dihydrolipoyllysine-residue acetyltransferase activity. Gene Ontology annotation, biological process: pyruvate decarboxylation to acetyl-CoA. The transcript is spliced from 19 exons. The record is from RefSeq and is a predicted model, not a curated record. NCBI's taxonomy places the organism in Eukaryota, Viridiplantae, Streptophyta, Magnoliopsida, Vitales, Vitaceae. The coding region runs from base 96 to 1748 and encodes 550 amino acids.